Messenger RNA from Diospyros lotus (date-plum), 1184 nucleotides. RefSeq names its product probable ribose-5-phosphate isomerase 3, chloroplastic. The transcript is spliced from 2 exons. The record is from RefSeq and is a predicted model, not a curated record. Gene Ontology annotation, biological process: pentose-phosphate shunt, non-oxidative branch. The coding region runs from base 125 to 970 and encodes 281 amino acids. Gene Ontology annotation, molecular function: ribose-5-phosphate isomerase activity. Lineage: Eukaryota; Viridiplantae; Streptophyta; Magnoliopsida; Ericales; Ebenaceae.
GGGAGGGAGGAAGAAAGCGACAAAUGGGGAGAGGGAGAGGGAGAGGGAGCGAAUAGCAAUCUCCCAUUUCUCUCUCUGGUCUCUGCUGCUAUCUCUUCUACCGCGCCACUCCGCCAUCCAUCUCAUGGCCGCCUUAUCCCUCCGCUCUCCGCCUCUCUCCUCCUCUCUGCACCACCUCCGCCGCCGCCACAAUGCCGCUGCUCCUCUUAUUCUGCGCACCCCCUCCCGCUCCAUCUCCAUCAAAGCCCUCUCCUCCCCUUCUCCUGCCUUGACUCAAGACGACCUCAAGAAACUCGCUGCCGACAAGGCCGUCGAGUACGUCCGCAGCGGCAUGGUCCUCGGCCUCGGCACCGGCUCCACCGCCGCCUUCGUCGUCGCCAAGCUCGGCGAGCUCGUCAAUUCCGGCCAAUUGAAGGACAUCGUCGGCGUCCCCACCUCCAAGCGCACGCAGGAGCAGGCCGCCGCCCUCGGCAUUCCCCUCUCCAUCCUCGACGACCACCCCAAGCUCGACCUCGCCAUCGACGGCGCCGACGAGGUCGACCCCAACCUUGAUCUCGUCAAGGGCCGCGGCGGUGCCCUCCUCCGUGAGAAAAUGGUCGAGGCUGCCUCCGACAAGUUCGUGGUGGUCGUCGACGAGUCCAAAUUAGUCGCUGGCUUGGGCGGCAGCGGCCUUGCUAUGCCUGUGGAGGUCGUUCAGUUCUGCUGGAAGUAUAACCUAACCAGAUUGCAGGACUUGUUCAAGGAAGAAGGAUGUGAGGCCAGGCUGAGAUUGGACGGUGGGAAGCCCUAUGUGACCGAUAACAUGAACUACAUUGUGGAUUUGUAUUUCAAGACUCCGAUUAGGGAUUCUGAGGCCGCCGGCCGGGAGAUCUCGAAGUUCGAAGGGGUGGUGGAACACGGAUUGUUCCUAAACAUGACCACCGCCGUUAUCAUCGCCGGUAAGGACGGCGUGAGUGUGAAGACCAAGUGAUGGCCAUCAAAUGGUUGGAUUUUGGACAAGGAAUCGAAUUCACGACCUAUUGAGCAGCUCCUACUCUUUGUGCUUACUUAGGAGCUUUCCAUUUAAUUCGUGUGGAUGCGUUAUUUUGCCGUUGGCUGGUUGAAGGUUAGCUCUGCCGCUGGCAAAAGUGCAGCUUUUCUUGUGAAGAAUAAAAUCUUAGGCAUCUUGGCUUGUUUAUUUCCUA